CUAAAAAAAUACACACACACACUUUUGCUUUAUUAUUUGCAGGCAAUGGGUUAAUUCAUGUCCACACUUUCACUUAUCUUCUCAAAUCAACCUCAUCACAUCAUCAUCUCACUUUUUCAUUUUUCACCCUAAUUCUCUCCCUAAUCAAAUUAAACUCCCUUCUUAUAUUUGUUAUAUCAAAAAUUAAAAAUAAUAUGGAGCUAGAUGAGCUUGAAGAGGAGCAAGAAACUGAAGGAGCAUCAGGCAGUGCGGCAAUUCAACUUCCUCCACCAAACUACGGGAAAACCGGAAAAUACCGGUUUCGAGAGUGCUUAAAAAACCACGCUGUGGGAUUAGGCGGUCACGCCGUGGAUGGAUGUGGUGAAUUCAUGGCAGCUGGCGAUGACGGUACACUAGACGCGCUAAAAUGCGCGGCGUGUAACUGUCAUCGCAAUUUCCACCGAAAAGAAACCGAACCAGCUCAUCAUCACGUCAUCAAUCCACCACGCCCAAUUAACAACAAUCAUCAAUAUCUAUCCACCACACCAUAUAAUUAUAAUAACAAUUUCCAUCACCCAGCACAAGUUAGACCCUCGGGAUAUUUACAAAUAACACCCUCUUCACAACAGCGCCCACUAGCGCUGCCGUCUACAUCUAGAGAGGAUCUAGAUGAGAUAUCUAACCCUAGCUCUAGUGGCGGCGGCGGCGGCGGUAGUGGAAGUGGGUCAAGGAAAAGAUUUAGGACUAAAUUUACUCAAGACCAGAAAGAUAAGAUGUUGGGUUUUUCAGAGAGUUUAGGAUGGAAGAUUCAGAAACAAGAUGAGCCUGCUGUUCAACAAUUUUGUGCUGAAAUUGGUGUUAAAAGACAUGUUCUUAAGGUUUGGAUGCAUAAUAAUAAGCACACUAUUGGGUAAGCAAAGGAAUUAAAUGUAGUGAGAGAAAAAGAGAGGGGGAGAUGACGAUUAGUAAUUAAGAAGAAGCAAGAAAACGAAUUGAAUGAAGAAGACGUGUUAGACAUGCAGGGAUACCUUCUGUCAACUUCUCCUUAAUUUCGUUUAUAACUCCAUUUUUAGCUUUACAUUAUCUUUUUGUAGCUACUUCUCUUUUUAGCAUACACACCUUGAAUUAAAUUCUGAUUGAAAUUAAUUUUAUUAAGUGAAUUUUGUUGAUUCGGAGAAGAAGAUGGUGAUGAUGGUGAUGUG
This is a messenger RNA of Erigeron canadensis, 1181 nucleotides long. Its product is annotated as zinc-finger homeodomain protein 1. The coding region runs from base 195 to 893 and encodes 232 amino acids. The record is from RefSeq and is a predicted model, not a curated record. The transcript is spliced from 2 exons. Gene Ontology annotation, biological process: regulation of developmental process; regulation of DNA-templated transcription. Gene Ontology annotation, cellular component: nucleus. NCBI's taxonomy places the organism in Eukaryota, Viridiplantae, Streptophyta, Magnoliopsida, Asterales, Asteraceae. Gene Ontology annotation, molecular function: transcription cis-regulatory region binding; DNA-binding transcription factor activity.